UGUUGUUGGCGGCUCGGUCACGUGACCGCCUCCACCGCGCGGCGUCACGUGAUGUUUUGGAGCUGCUUCCGGGUCGAUGCGGGACGAGGCGGCCGGGCCUGGAAGUCCAAGAAGGGAGGAUGGACCAGCCCAGUGGAAGGAGUUUCAUGCAAGUUCUCUGUGAGAAAUACAGCCCCGAAAACUUCCCCUAUCGCCGCGGGCCUGGCAUGGGGGUGCACGUCCCAGCGACUCCACAGGGCUCACCCAUGAAAGAUCGCCUGAACCUCCCGAGCGUGCUGGUGCUGAACAGCUGUGGCAUCACCUGCGCCGGGGACGAGAACGAGAUCGCCGCCUUCUGCGCCCACGUCUUUGAGCUCGACCUCUCUGACAACAAACUGGAAGACUGGCACGAGGUCAGUAAAAUUGUGUCCAACGUUCCCCACUUGGAGUUUCUAAACUUGAGUUCCAACCCUCUCAGUUUGUCCGUUCUAGAGAGAAGUUGUGCUGGGUCCUUCGCCGGCGUUCGCAAACUUGUGCUCAACAACAGCAAAGCUUCCUGGGAAACAGUGCACACCAUCCUGCAGGAAUUACCUGACUUGGAGGAGCUCUUCCUGUGCCUUAAUGACUACGAAACAGUGUCUUGUUCUCCUGUUUGCUGCCAGUCUCUCAAACUGCUCCACAUAACUGACAAUAAUCUUCAAGACUGGACUGAAAUUCGAAAGUUGGGAAUUAUGUUUCCAUCCCUGGACACACUUAUUCUGGCUAACAACAACCUCACCACCAUUGAAGAGUCAGAAGAUUCCCUGGCAAGGCUGUUCCCCAACCUGAGAUCCAUCAACUUGCACAAAUCAGGUCUGCACUGCUGGGAAGACAUUGACAAGUUAAAUUCUUUUCCCAAGCUCGAGGAAGUGAAACUGCUGGGAAUUCCUUUGCUGCAGUCCUACACCACCGAGGAGCGCAGGAAGCUGCUAAUAGCCAGGUUGCCAUCCAUCAUCAAGCUCAACGGGAGCAUCGUUGCCGAUGGGGAGCGAGAGGACUCGGAGCGAUUCUUCAUCCGAUAUUACAUGGAGUUCCCGGAGGAGGAGGUGCCGUUCAGGUAUCACGAGCUGGUCACCAAGUACGGGAAGCUGGAGCCCUUGGCCGUGGUGGAUCUGCGGCCUCAGAGCAGCGCCAAGGUGGAGGUUCACUUCCAGGAUAAGGUGGAGGAGAUGUCCAUCCGCCUCGACCAGACUGUGGCAGAGCUGAAGAAGCACUUAAAAACUGUGGUGCAGCUGUCCACGAGCAACAUGCUGCUCUUCUACUUGGACCAGGAGGCUCCCUUCGGCCCCGAGGAGAUGAAGUACAGCUCCCGAGCGCUGCAUUCCUACGGCAUCCGGGAUGGGGAUAAAAUCUACGUGGAGCCCAGAAUGAAAUAACCUCUCUUGGCCACACACAUGCCCCCAGCACACCCACACACACAUGCAUUAAGGAGUUUUUGCAAGGUUUUUGUUUCGGUUGGUUGGUUGAGGUUUGGUUGUGUUUCUGUAGCAGGUGAUUUCUUAGCCCGGAGGAGGUGCCCUGACGUGAGAACCAAUGCCCACCAUCCACUGCAGGUGACCUUGAGGUGACAAUUGACUUCAGUAGGUGUGUUUCAGUGUGGGCAAUACCUUGAUGUUUCCUUUGAUGCUCCGGUAUACUCGUGAUUUGGCGUGAAUGGUCAGUUGUUCAAGCUAAGGAAUGCCAGGGUCCAUAAGGGAGACAACAGAUCGGUGCAGAAUUUGACCUGUUGUUUUCUUUUCCUAAGUUUUUGGUGUUUUGCUCCACCAGAGCUCCCUUUGGCCUCGCUACCCGACUGUGGCUCGAGCUUGCUGAAGUAUUUUCUUGCAGCUUGGUGCUGUCUCAACCUUUCGUUGUGCUCGAGUUCACAGACAAGAUCUCCAACAGUAUUUAUUCUGCUUGAUUCAGAGCUCAGGUACUUAGUGCAUCCACUUCACUCCGCUGGUUUGGUUUCUAGGAGUGCACAAAAUGGGGGAAAGAAAGAGAAUUUAGCAGAAAGAAGCUUUCUUUUCAGAACACACGCCCUGCAUCCACUUGUUUUGGGGGGGAAAAAAGGAAGUUUUGGUGGCUGUACCCGUCUCACACUGUGUCUGCAGCCUGUAGCACUGGCAGGCUGGGGGCAAAGGGACCCUUGGGCAUGCUGCAAAGUGGAUUUUGGAGUGUGGUGGGAUGGGUGUUGCGUUGCAAGGGCUUUUAGAGUAACAGGUCAGCGAGGGGUUGAAGAGCUUCCCCCACUGGCCGUCAUCCAUCCUGAUGCUGAAGAGAUCCUCCAUGCACUUAACCUUGGGCCAGCUGGUACUGAACGUGGAAUGGCUAAAAUUCCUCUCCAGGGAGGAGAGGAAGAGUGAAGUUGAAGUUUGUGUUUGUUGCUGUUGCACCAGAAUUCAAACCUUAGCACUUUCCCCGGGGCCCCUGGCUGGGGGUCCCUGCUUAGGGUCGGAGCCAGGACAGUGUGUCGGCUCGGACCAGUUCCUACAAGUUGAGUAACAAAGCAACCAGACUCAUGUUUGUUGUUCAGCAGGUUUUCACUAUUGGCUUCCCCCACCUUGUGCUGCUGCUUAAGUUAGCCCCUGUUUUCUGCUGCAGAGCAGAUUCCUGUUCAGUGAAAUCCUUCUUCCUUUCUAUCUCAUUUCCCUUCCCUGCGUCUUCCCUUGUUCCUCUGCUCCCUGACAAGUUGAAGACUUUUCAGAUUUCCUAGUUACAAGCAGCUGCAUAAAAGUUUUUGAAGCUGUGCAGUGAGGGCUCUAGUUACACAUGAACUCCUGACCUUAAUUUUGAAAUGCUCCCUUGUCCCCACGUGCACUUUCUUUCCCAUGAUGCUUCUGUCCACAUCACCAAGCUCCUUUGAUAUCCCUGGAGUUGUGUAUUUCUCUUCAUAUUUCACCUAGAAAGUGGGGUGGGAUAGGAUGGGGAGGGAGUGAAGUGUUAUCUCAUAGUCUUCAGGUUCAGGAUGUGGGGAUAGUUCAGAGGGGGGAGUAGUUCCUCAUCCAAAGUAAGCAUUAAAAACAGGAGGAUUUAAGACAAAUUAUUAAUGUGUGCCUCACCCCCCUGCCAAAAAAAUACCAAUUUCUUGGCCCCGUUGAGAUGAGCAAUAGGAAAGGGAGCAAGACUUUCCACAGGUAGCAUAGAGACCACAGCAUGCACCUGCAGGGCUGUGGUACCUGUAAAACUAAACAGCAGGGAGGUAGUGGCAGUGUAACAUAAAAUGAUGCUUUUAUAAGCUAGAGCUUUACUGAAGAUGUAUUUUCCUUUUUGGGCAGUGAAAGUAAUUUGCUGCCUUAUAGCAGAACUCUUAAGCCAACACUUUCUGUAUGAUAUAUAUACAUACCUACGAAUAGGAAAAGUUGUGGUUAAUAAGAUAUUUUGUUAUAAAGCAAAGUUUUAUGAAGAUAUGGUUGUUUAAUAUUAGAAGCCUAUUUCAGCCCUUGACCUCCAGUGUAAGUAGGUUGUCCCUGAGUCGCUGCAGUGUCCGAGGUAAGCGACCAAGAGGGAUGCAAAAGUAUCUCUGACCUAAUUCUGUAGAGCAGUGGUUGCCUCUGUGGGUGUAUUUAUGGCACUGUACCUGCUAUUAAUGAGAUGCUGUAGCUCUUGACCAGCUUCCUCAGCACAAUUAAGUGUCUCGGUUUCAGAGAAGGGAAUAAACAGAGACCAUUAAAGAGCUGAACGGGAUGAUAAAGAAAGACCCAAGGAUGUGCUUUUAAGUUUGUUUGCCCACUAAAAAUUGGCCUGUCCCUGGAGGGAAUGGUGCCAUCACUGCACCAGCUCAGAACUGUCAGUAAAUCCUGGUUUUAUGUGUGGCAGACCUGGUGGGAACUGGAAGAUGGGAAAGGAGAAGAGCUACUGACACACAAGGUCAGCAAGUGCUGGGGAUUUGGUGCUGACACCCAACCCAGCUCCCCUGGUCGGGCAGGUCAGAAGUCACAGUAUCGACAUCACCGCUUACUUUGCCACUUCUCCAGGGUAGGGUUUUUUUCUGGAUGAUGUUCUCAAGGCAUUCACCUUGUGUGCAGCUUGUGGGACGCUCGUGGGGUGGAAACCAAAGAUCUUGGUUGUCCUCCCGAGGAGAAGGAGUCCCAUCCAUAACCCAGAGGCAGUUUAUGUGUCCAGGUGAUCGGCUUCGGAAAGUAGGACCAAAAGGCACACAACUGAUGGGGGGGAAUACCCCAGAUCCCUUUCCUUUUGUAAUACCUGUUGGGAAAGGGGGUGUGUGCCAAGUUAGUGCUUAACAGGGGCCAUGUCUUGGGGGAGAGAGGAGAGGGCUCCGAGUGGGAGAGGAGGUUUGGGAUGCUGAGAAUCCCGCAGGGUCCUGACGUGGCAGGAGGUUUGAUUUAAACCCGUGCGGUGUCAGGAGGGGCUGUGCCCUGGUGAAAACAUCCCUGGCUCUGCCACAUUCCUUGGAGAAAAGCAAAAUAGAUGUGCAAGCUUCCCUAGCUUUUGUGUCCUUCUAUCUGAGGGCUACUUUUUGUCAAGAGCUGUUUUGCUGUUCCUGCUAGUUCAUGCAUUUAAAGCCUGCCCCGGGCAGUCUGCGCAGCGGGCAAGCCCCUGGCUCGCCGGGAAUUAGGUGACAGCUACAUACCAAAGUGUCACACGGCUCCGUGUGCCGAGAUUGGAUGCUGCGCUCUCGUGGGUUUUUUUUUUGGAUAACGUUGCUGUUGACUAUCGGUGUUUUGACCAGAUGUUUCAGGCGGAUCGCUUAAGGGUUGGGCGAUGUUAUGAAUAUUCAUUCAUGGCGUGCCGGCUGCCCCUCUGUUCUCCCGCUGGCGUUUGUAACGCGGUUUUUUUGGGAGCUGCACACAUCCUAGUGGCAGGUGAGAGCGUGGCCCAGGGUGGCUCGGAGGAGCUGCCCCUGGGGAGGGGCUCCCCAUGUGUCCUCGCCUCCUCGGGUCUGGAAUCUCUGGCACUGGCUCUGCCUUCCCGGUUGCCGUUGUCGCUUGUAAAUGAGAUUCUGUAGGUUCUGUUCGUGUGCAGAUUUGAAAAUGCAAACGAGGUGCUGGAAGCAGCCCAGAGGCUAAAAUAUGUAUUCCUGGCAGCUGUGCCUCCCUCGUUUGGAUGUGGCACUUCUGUAGAGAGACGCCUUCCCCAGAGCAGCGUUUGAGGGGCUUCAACCAUCUCGGGCCUUUGCCUCUGUGAUUGCUUUUCCUGCACUUACUGGAAAUUUCAAAUAUAAUUUAAACAUGAAGAUCUGUUCUUGCUCCCUGUUAAUGUUGCAUCCAUGUGUAAUUUCAAAGAAAAAGAACUGUAAGUCCAUCUCGUUUUUUAUCCUGGUUUCUCUCACGGGGGAUAUUCUUCCCGCUCCCAUGACUUGCCUUUGGUUUGCUCGCAGACUUAGCGGUGGAAUUCAGGCCAAAUGGGUAAUUGGUUUGGAUCAGU
Molecule: messenger RNA, 5385 nt
Organism: Myiozetetes cayanensis
Lineage: Eukaryota; Metazoa; Chordata; Aves; Passeriformes; Tyrannidae
Gene: TBCEL
Product: tubulin folding cofactor E like
Exons: 8
Coding region: 120-1394 (424 amino acids)
Biological process (GO): protein folding
Molecular function (GO): alpha-tubulin binding
Source: RefSeq, a predicted model, not a curated record